Messenger RNA from Nycticebus coucang (slow loris), 1800 nucleotides. RefSeq names its product SH3 domain containing GRB2 like 3, endophilin A3 (gene SH3GL3). Lineage: Eukaryota; Metazoa; Chordata; Mammalia; Primates; Lorisidae. Gene Ontology annotation, biological process: endocytosis; synaptic vesicle uncoating. The record is from RefSeq and is a predicted model, not a curated record. Gene Ontology annotation, cellular component: presynapse; cytoplasm; glutamatergic synapse. Gene Ontology annotation, molecular function: protein binding. Bases 311 to 1354 code for a protein of 347 amino acids. The transcript has 9 exons.
GGCUCAAAUCCUCCAAGGCUCCACGCAACAAUGAAGCGUGGGCGGCCACAGAGGCUUCAUUUGCAUACUGACGCGGCUUGGCCAAUGGGGUGCGCAGAGGCUUUGGAACGCAGUGUUGCUAUCUGCGUGCGCGCGUGUGUGCGAGUGUGACAGCGGCUGUGGCUGUGGCCGUGGCCGUGGCCGUGGGAGGCGGGCCCGGCGGAGCCCAGCCGCGCGGGUACCGGCCCGGGCGCCCGCUCCUGCCGCGCGUUGCAGCCUCGUGGCCCGGCAGAGCCCAGAGACCACCCCACCCCGGCAAGUCGCAGACGCGAUGUCGGUGGCCGGGCUAAAGAAGCAGUUCCACAAAGCCAGCCAGCUAUUUAGUGAAAAAAUAAGUGGUGCUGAAGGGACCAAACUAGACGAGGAAUUUCUUGACAUGGAAAGGAAAAUAGAUGUUACCAAUAAAGCAGUUACAGAAAUUCUUUCAAGAACCACUGAAUAUCUUCAGCCAAAUCCAGCAUACAGAGCUAAGCUGGGAAUGCUGAACACAGUGUCGAAGAUCCGAGGGCAGGUGAAGACCACGGGCUACCCGCAGACGGAAGGCCUGCUUGGGGACUGCAUGCUCAAGUUCGGGAAGGAGCUGGGGGAGGAGUCCGCCUUCGGCACUGCACUAAUAGAAGUUGGUGAAUCCCUGAAGCUCAUGGCUGAGGUGAAAGACUCUCUCGAUAUUAAUGUGAAGCAGACUUUUAUUGAUCCACUUCAGUUACUACAAGAUAAAGAUUUAAAAGAGAUUGGGCACCACCUGAAAAAGCUUGAAGGCCGCCGCCUGGAUUACGAUUAUAAGAAGAAGCGAGUAGGUAAGAUCCCAGACGAAGAAGUCAGACAAGCGGUAGAAAAAUUUGAAGAGUCAAAGGAGUUGGCUGAAAGAAGCAUGUUUAAUUUUUUAGAAAAUGAUGUAGAACAAGUCAGCCAGUUGGCCGUGUUUAUAGAGGCGGCAUUAGACUAUCACAGACAGACCACAGAGAUUCUGCAGGAGCUGCAGAACAAGCUGCAGAUACGAAUCACAGCUGCAUCCAGUAUCCCCAAACGAGAAUAUAAGGCAAGACCCAUGAAAAGGAGCUCUAGUGAGCUCAACGGAGUUUCCACCACCUCUGCAGCAAAGACGACAGGUUCUAAUGUUCCCAUGGACCAGCCCUGCUGUCGUGGUCUCUAUGACUUUGAGCCAGAAAACCAAGGAGAAUUAGGAUUUAAAGAAGGGGACAUCAUUACAUUAACCAAUCAAAUAGAUGAAAACUGGUAUGAAGGAAUGAUACAUGGGGAAUCUGGAUUCUUCCCCAUUAAUUAUGUUGAAGUGAUCGUGCCUUUACCUCAGUAACUGUGUAACAAAAGCUUUGGACACACUUCCAUAACUGAAAUGAAGUCACACCAAUGUUCUCUCACUGUGGUGUUCCGUGACAUCCUUGCUCUCUGACCAACUUAAUAACUUUUGUAUGUGUGUUCUCUUUAUAAUGUAUUUUGUAUCAAUUUAAUUUGUAUAAAUGACUUUCUUGUCUUAGCUACAUGAAAAUAUAGUUUUCUUUUUGCUUAAUGUCCUAAAAGUCAUUGGUUAAAUGUAUGUGCUCCCUGUUGCUAAAAAUAAAUCAUUGCAGUAAUGUCAUCCAAUUGCCUAUAUUCUUCAGCUGCAGUGAAAUGCAACGUUUGGAACUAAGAAAUGCUCAGUAUUUUGUUUCUUGACAUUAUGAUCAUGUCUGGUCUUGUCAUUGUACUUUAAGCUUACAUGUGAAUAGCCCCAAUAAAUAUGAUACACUGUAUUGGCAAAAA